Schistocerca nitens (vagrant locust) is the source of this 1065-nucleotide messenger RNA. Its product is annotated as noggin-3-like. Gene Ontology annotation, biological process: negative regulation of cell differentiation; negative regulation of BMP signaling pathway; osteoblast differentiation. The transcript has 2 exons. NCBI's taxonomy places the organism in Eukaryota, Metazoa, Arthropoda, Insecta, Orthoptera, Acrididae. The coding region runs from base 1 to 918 and encodes 305 amino acids. The record is from RefSeq and is a predicted model, not a curated record.
AUGGAGCUGCUGUGGACGUGGUGCCUGUGGCUGGUGCUGGCGACGGCGGCAGCGGAUGCGCACCUGCACGCCCACGCGCGGGCGCACCCGCACGACCGGCGACUGGAGGCGGAGGCCUACGGCUACGACCACAACCGGACGGCCGGCGCUGGCGCGGGGGUGGCGGCGGGCCGCAUGUCGCGGCGCGGGCUGUCGCCGGAGGACGCGGGCCUGAAGCCGUCGCCGCCGGGCGACGAGUACCCGCUGCCCGAGGAGCCGCGGGACGCCAGCCUGGACCCCAGGCCGCAGGACCUCAACGAGACGGCGCUACGGGCACGUCUCGGCGUGCACUUCGACCCCUCCUGCAUGAGCAUCACGCCCGUCGCGCCGGACGGCCGCGGCCACCACGGGGGUGGAGGCAGGGCGCACCCGGGCGGCAAGAGCAGGGGCCGGGCGCACGGCAGGCACCACGGCGAGGCGGCGGCGCCGGGCGAGUUCCCCUUCCGGCGCAACAAGCACGGCCGCCUGGUGCCCGUGGGCGAGAUGCCCGAGGCGCUGCACAAGCUCAACCUGCGCUACUUCAAGCUGCCCAACGGCACGCGCGUGCGCACCAACUACCCGGCCAAGUUCCGCAAGAAGCUGCAGCACUUCCUGUGGGCGUUCACCGCGUGCCCCGUGGAGCACGAGUGGCGCGACCUGGGCGUGCGCUACUGGCCGCGCUUCCUGCGCCUCGGCCACUGCGCCGCCGGCGCCGCCUCCUGCUCCAUCCCGCCCGGCAUGCACUGCCGCCCCGACGCCAAGGUCGAGAAGAAGCUGCUCAGCUGGCGCUGCCUCGGCCGCGCGCCCACCGAACGCCACUGCCAGUGGAUGGACUUCAGCAUGUUCAUCGUCGAGAGCUGCACCUGCGCCUGCCCCAAGAACGACAGCGCGCACGACUGAGCACCGCCCUCCCGCGUCCCGGACCCCAUACAUCACUCGCACACGUACGGCUCCGCACCAAGUUUGUUUCUCUCCCCUAGAAAAUUCCGACACAUACAGCGCUCCGCGCUGCAUCCACGUACCACAUCUCUGCUCUGUACUGUCUGU